CUUUUGCUAUAUCUUCAAUCGCAGCUCAAAGCUUUGGAAGCCGAGCUUUGUCGAUUCCAUUUCGUUUCAUUCUACCGAGGUUUUAUUUGACGAGGUUAUCUGUCCGGACUUGUUUACAUUGGAACUCGGAACUGGAGCUGAUUGGAAGCGAAUCUCGGCCAGAGGCAGUAUUCAGUUGAAAGUGAAACGCGUGUGGAGAGGAUGCUGGAUGUGGUGGCUCUUCUGUUGAUCGCCCUGGCAGUGGGCUUUUGGUUUGUGCGCACGCGAUUGAGCUAUUGGAGCAGGAGGGGCAUUGGCAAUGUCCCGGGUCGGUUUCCCGUGGGCAAUAUGGAGGGUUUCCGGAAAUCGAAGCACUUCAUCGAUAUUGUUACGCCGCUGUACGAGAAGUUCCGGAACAAUGGAUCACCGUUUGCGGGUUUUUCUAUGAUGCUACGACCCGUGGUGCUCAUCACGGAUUUGGAGCUGGCCAAGCAUAUACUCAUACGUGAUUUCGCCAACUUUGAGGAUCGUGGGAUGUACCACAAUGAGCGGGAUGAUCCGCUGACCGGUCAUCUAUUCCGGAUCGAUGGACCCAAGUGGCGACCCCUGCGCCAGAAGAUGUCGCCCACCUUCAGUUCCGCCAAGAUGAAGUACAUGUUUCCCACGGUUUGCGAAGUGGGCGUGGAAUUGGCUCAGGUGUGCCGCGAACUGGCCGAUAACGCCAUGUGCGGCAUCCUUGAGAUCAGUGAUUUGAUGGCCCGCUAUACCUCCGAUGUCAUAGGACGUUGUGCCUUCGGCGUGGAGUGCAAUGGCCUCCGGAAUCCCGAGGCGGAGUUCGCCAUAAUGGGCCGAAGAGCCUUUUCCGAGCGUCGACACUGCAAACUGGUCGAUGGUUUCAUCGAGAGCUUUCCCGCUCUGGCCCGCCUGCUGCGCAUGCGGCAGAUCCAUCAGGACAUUACGGAUUUCUAUGUGGGCAUCGUCCGGGAGACUGUGAAGCAAAGGGAGGAGCAGGGCAUCGUGAGGAGCGACUUCAUGAACCUGCUGCUCGAAAUGAAGCAGAGGGGUGAGCUCACCAUCGAGGAAAUGGCCGCCCAGGCUUUUAUAUUCUUUGUCGCCGGCUUUGACACCUCCGCUUCCACCUUGGGAUUCGCCCUGUACGAGCUGGCCAAACAGCCGGAAAUUCAGGAGAAGCUGCGCCAGGAAAUCGACGACGCACUGAAACUGCAUCAGGGGGAAUUCACCUACGAAUCCAUGCAGGAGCUGCGCUACAUGGAACUGGUCAUUGCAGAAACCCUCCGGAAAUAUCCCAUUCUACCCCAGCUCACUCGGAUAUCCAGGCAUUUAUAUGCCGCCAAGGGUGACCGUCGCUUCUACAUUGAGCCCGGCCAGAUGGUGCUGAUUCCGGUCUACGGGAUCCAUUACGAUCCGGCCUUGUAUCCAGAGCCCCACAAGUUUAUACCGGAGCGGUUCCUGGCCGAUCAACUGGCCCAGCGCCCCACCGCCUCGUGGCUGCCCUUCGGUGAUGGACCCCGCAAUUGCAUUGGCAUGAGGUUCGGCAAGAUGCAGACGACCAUUGGGCUGGUCAACCUGCUCAGGAGCUUUCACUUCAGCGUCUGUCCGCGAACUGACCCCAAAAUCGAGUUCGUCAAGUCCAAUGUUCUCCUGUGCCCCGCCAAUGGUAUCUACUUGAAAGUCCAAGAACUAAGCCAACUGCGGAGAUAUGCUUAUAUACGUCAUAUCAUCCCAAUGGAAACUCAGUUUAGAGCGGAACGUGAACCAGAAAUGUCGCUGUUACUUUCGCUAGUCGCGCUUUUGGUGUCGUUGCUUUUAUUUUUCGCGCGACGACGUCAUGGAUAUUGGCAGAGGAGGGGCAUUCCCCACGAUGUGCCACACCCACUUUACGGAAACAUCAAGGACUGGCCCACUAAACGACACAUUGCCCAUAUCUUUCGGGACUACUACUUCAAAUACAAGGGUUCGGAUUACCCAUUUGCUGGCUUCUAUUUCUUUUUCACACGAACUGCUGUGGUGACCGAUUUGGAACUGGUCAAGAGAGUGAUGAUCAAGGACUUUAAUCACUUCGAGAAUCGGGGUAUUUUCUACAACGAGAUCGAUGAUCCGCUAUCGGCCACUUUGUUCAGCAUUGAAGGUCAGAAGUGGCGGCAUUUGAGGCACAAGUUGACACCCACUUUUACGUCCGGCAAAAUGAAACACAUGUUCCCUAUAGUGGUGAAAGUUGGAGAGGAAAUGGAUAAGGUCUUCAGUGACAAAGCUACUUUGGGUGAAACUCCAGUUCUAGAGGUUGUGGAUCUGGUGGCACGUUAUACCGCCGAUGUAAUAGGUAACUGCGCCUUUGGUCUGAAUUGCAAUAGUUUGCACGAUCCCAAGGCGGAAUUUGUGACAAUUGGCAAACGGGCGAUCACCGAACAUCGUUAUGGAAAUAUGCUAGAUAUAUUUCUAUUCGGCUUUCCCAAGCUAUCGCGACGUUUGCGCCUAAAACUGAACAUCCAGGAGGCGGAGGACUUCUACACCGCAAUCGUAAGGAAAACCAUUGACCACAGAUUGAAGACCAACGAGAAGCGGAAUGACUUUAUGGACAGCCUGAUUGAAAUGUACAAGAAUGAGCAGGCUGGCAACUCCGAAGAUGGGCUUACGUUCAACGAGCUCCUUGCCCAGGCAUUUAUCUUCUUUGUGGCUGGGUUCGAGACGAGCUCUACGACCAUGGGAUUUGCUCUUUACGAGCUGGCCCGCAAUCAUGAUGUCCAGGAUAGACUCAGAGAGGAGAUCAACAAUGUUCUGGACAAGUACAACAACGAGUUCACAUACGAGGGAAUCAAGGAAAUGAAGUAUCUGGAGCAGGUCGUCAUGGAAACCCUUCGAAAGUAUCCCGUGCUGGCGCACCUUACGAGAAUGACCGAGACCGACUUUUCACCGGAGGACCCCAAGUAUUUCAUUGCCAAGGGUACAAUCGUUGUGGUCCCAGCUCUGGGCAUUCACUAUGAUCCGGAAAUCUAUCCCGAACCGGAUAAAUUCAAGCCAGAACGCUUCACCGACGAGGCAAUCGCUGAUAGACCGUCGUGCACCUGGCUUCCAUUUGGUGAAGGUCCCCGGAACUGCAUUGGUUUGAGAUUUGGACUAAUGCAGACCUGUGUGGGAUUGGCCUAUCUGAUCAGGGGCUAUAAGUUUAGUGUGGCCCCGGAGACACAAAUACCCAUGAAGAUAGUCGUGAAGAACAUUUUAAUAUCAGCUGAGAAUGGUAUCCACCUCAAAGUCGAGAAGCUUUCCAAGUGAGAUUUUUAAUAAGAUUAAUAAUUGUUUUCAUUUCUGAAAAUACGAUUCCGUUGUACUAUAAACUAAAGCUAAACAGAACUUAUUCGCUGCAAUGCAUAAUUCUGUACAAAGUUGUUAAACGCUCUGCGAGACUUAAAAAGUAAUAAAAUAUAA
This is a messenger RNA of Drosophila gunungcola (fruit fly), 3423 nucleotides long. RefSeq lists its product as uncharacterized. Gene Ontology annotation, molecular function: heme binding; oxidoreductase activity, acting on paired donors, with incorporation or reduction of molecular oxygen; iron ion binding. The record is from RefSeq and is a predicted model, not a curated record. NCBI's taxonomy places the organism in Eukaryota, Metazoa, Arthropoda, Insecta, Diptera, Drosophilidae.